Pteronotus mesoamericanus is the source of this 2403-nucleotide messenger RNA. RefSeq names its product IQ motif and ubiquitin domain containing (gene IQUB). Gene Ontology annotation, cellular component: motile cilium; acrosomal vesicle. NCBI's taxonomy places the organism in Eukaryota, Metazoa, Chordata, Mammalia, Chiroptera, Mormoopidae. Gene Ontology annotation, biological process: cilium assembly. The transcript is spliced from 12 exons. The coding region runs from base 1 to 2403 and encodes 800 amino acids. The record is from RefSeq and is a predicted model, not a curated record. Gene Ontology annotation, molecular function: protein binding.
AUGUCUGAACAGGAAGAAUUUCAUGCUCAGGAUGUUCCUGAUGGAGCAGAAGAAAGUGAUAAUGCUCAUGAGACUAUCAAUAUUCCAGUUACGUCAGAAGAGCUUCCAGAGUCAGAUCAAACUGAAGACAAUGAACUGGAACUAGAACCAUCUGGUGGUGGCCAGGAAACACACAUUAAGGAGGAGAAUGACCAGAGUUCUUCAAGCCUCAAGUCAGACGAUGAAGAACCACUUAUGGAAGAGGUUAUGUCACCAGAACAAGUUUCAGAUUCUGCAAGACGUUAUGAAAAGGACUAUCUAACUGAAUUUGAUGAUGCAGCACGGUCAGCCAAACGGUAUUCAACUGAUUAUCUGACAUUUCUGGAUAAAAUAAAGGCUGUAAAGGAAUCUCUAAAAACAUCAAUGAUAGAUUCUUCAGUAACAGUAAAGGUUGUACUUCUUCCUGUGGGCCAGGAAAUUAUAAUGCCUUUUAAAAUUGACAGCAAUUUUAAAUACCUCAGGGAUCAUUUUUCUUACUUAGUAAAUGUGCCAUCUGAUGUACUGCAGCUAAGAUGUGCAGGAAAGAUUCUUAAAAAUAAUGAGACUCUACUACAACAUGGAGUUAAGCCACAGGAUACUGUACAAGUGGAAAUCUUUUCUACACUUCCAGAUUUAUAUCCAAUCAAAAGAAUAAAUAGGUCAAGUGAUGCCUCUCAAGUCCUAACUGUCAGAGUACAAACUGGCAUUGAUCAGUACCAACAGGUAGCUGUUGAGAUUGUAAAAUCUGAUUUUCACAAACCAUUUCUUGGUGGAUUCAGACAUAAAAUAACAGGAAUAGAAUAUCACAAUGCUGGAACACAAACUAUACCUAAAAAGAUUCCUGAAAAAUACAAUGUAUUUUGUAGGGAUACCCAGACAGUUUUUCAGAAAAAGAAACUUCAACAAACUAUAAAUACAACAUCCACACAGAUGACUAAAAUUGGUGUAUAUGUAUCAAAUAUAACUGAUAAGAUGGUAACUCCAGGAAAAUAUUUUUCAGCAGCAGAAUACGAUGCUCAAAGAUUAGCAGCGGUAAUAGUUUUACAGACUUACUAUAGACAAUGGCAUGCAAAAAACGUGGUAGAGAAUUUAAGAAGACAAAAAAUGUUAAGGUUAAAGUGGGAGGAACAGGAAGAACUAAGAAAGAGAAGAGAAAAAGAAGAAUGGAAGAAAUUGGACUAUUACCGGAGGCAUAAUCCUCAAACAAAAGACGAUUUUGAACUUCUGUAUAAUGCACUAAAUUUCUGGCAACAAGAAGAACUGGCACGAAUUAACCAGUCUUUCACUGGAGCUGAAAGGAAAGCUGCUUUGUGUGAACUUCUGGAGAAAGAAACCCAAAUUAUUGCUUCCAUUGGGAGACACAGAUCCAUUGCUUCUAUGGCAAAUCAGAAAGGAAUAAUACAGGCUUUUUUGAAUAAGUGUUCGGCUCCAAAUAUAUGGAGAAGGUUUGACGGCAAAAUAAUUGAGAUGGAUACACAGUUCACUAUCAGAGCCAGAGAGCUGCACAACAUCUAUAAAUGUAUUAUGCUGAAAAAUCUCUCUCAAGAUGAGAGGUUGGAUGUACUCUUAACACUUAAACAUACUGUGAAGGAACAUGAAUGUAAACUGACUCAGGAAAUUCUGGAAUUGAUUGACAGAGAGGUUGACCUUAUGAUGAGAGGAGUCAAACAAGAUAACCUUGAGGGACUCAGAAAAAGAAUUGCAACGUUGUUUUUUCAUUACAUCAAAACACCCCUGUUUAAUCCAGAAGUUGUAAGACACCUUAAGGUCCCUCAAGACCCACUUAAAUUUUAUAAGAAGAUAUACUUUUGCCACAGUUGCCAGCUCUAUUUGCCUUCUACGGAGUUUGCUGUAUCAUCCAUCUCACACCGCAUAUACCGGUGUCGGAACUGCAUUAGCCUUGAAAAUGAGUCUCGACAACGAGAAUCAUUCUUGAAGUACAAAAGUUUACUUCAGCGGCUCUACCAUUCAGAAGCUGAAUACGAAGAUGAUUCUAAAAUUGCUUUCCUGAUGCAGCUGCAAGAUAUUCAGUACCUGACUGAGAACAUCUGGGCGUCCCAGUCAGCACUCAGUGCCUGGAAUGACCUCAACGACCUGGCCAUGGUCAGGUGGGACAAGUCCCUGGAGUGGUCCCCCUGGAACUGCAUUCUUCUCACCAAAGAUGAAGGCGCUGCUCACCUCAAGCUAACAAGUGUUGAAGAGGGAUAUGAACCCUUAUUUAUUCACAAGAUCCAGCACAAGCAUAUCCUGGCUAAGAACUAUUUUUCUCAAAUUCCAGUCCUGGCUGCAUUUAUACUUGAUGAUGCUGACAUAGCUGAGAUCAGAAAGAAAUAUCACCCAGAAACAACACCUAAGAUUAUAGAAUCCCCAAGGCCUAAUGCUUAG